AUGGAAGUAUCGGUGAUAUCAACGGAGAACAUCAAACCAUGGUCAUUAGCAGGAAGUGAUCGGCAUGAGCUCAAACCAUUCAAGCUGUGCCUUCUUGACCAGCUCAUGGUCUCCAUUCACUCUCCUCUCGUCCUCUUCUACACCAUGAAGGAUGAACAUCAUGAUAAGAAAUCGGUUGGCAAACGGUUGAAAGCCUCAUUGUCAAACACCUUGAACCCCUUCUACCCUCUAGCUGGGAGAGUGAAAGACAACCUCAUCAUCCACGACUUCGAAAAGGGCGUCCCCUUCACCGAAACCCGAGUGAAGGGACACUGUCUGUCUGAUGUGGCCUCUCCACGUGGUGGCGGUGGACCCAGGUUGGAGUUCCUAAACAACUUGCUCCCCUUCGAGCCACAUUGUUAUCAGGAGGAUGAAGCUGCUUCUCCACAGCUAUCGGUGCAACUGAACACGUUCGACUGCGGUGGGAUUGCGAUUGGGAUCAACCUGUACCACAAGCUCAUGGACGGGGCGACCACCAGCGCGUUCCUCCACAGUUGGGCGGCCAACUGCAGCGGCGAUAAUCCUCGGAUGAAGAAACAGCCAGAACUACGCAAAGCACGCUCGGUUUUCCCUCCUCGGGACUCCAUCCCAACUGAGGUCCAGACAUUUUCAAACAGGUUGUUCUUCGGGGAUGUGGGACGACGACCACGAAGACUGCCCGCAUCUAGGAGAUUCGUGUUCGAUGAAAAGGCUAUAGCGAUGCUGAGAACCAAGGCGGGGCUCAGCAUCACGAACCCGACUCGUCUCGAAGCUCUGUCUGCUUUCAUUUGGGAAUCGACCCUCAAAGCAGCUGAUGAGGUGGAGCAGCAGCAGCCAACGUGCCUCACUCAGGGCGUUAAUAUGAGGCCAUUAAUGAGUCAACGCUUGUCCAAACACUCCGUUGGGAAUCUCGUGACCACUGUUAUGGCGUCCUGCGCGGACAGCCCUGCAAAGUCAAUGAGGGAGCUGGUGAGUCUCAUACGAGAUGGGAACUUGAGAGUUGACGAAAACUACGUCAAUGCCAUCUCCGGUGAGCAAGGGUUGGCGGUCAUGAUGCAAGGGCAGAUGGUGUUUGAGGGGAUUAUGAGUGGAGGGAAAAUCAUGGUUUGCUCAAGUUGGAUUGGGUUCGGUUCGAACAAUUUUGACUUCGGUUGGGGGAAGCCCAUCUGGACCGGUUUGUCUGGAGACCCUAGCGGAAACCUCCCUUGCCUCAACAACAGCGUUAUUUUCAAGGAAGUAGCUCCCCGAGGGCGUGGAAGCUCUAAAGCCGUAGAGGCAUGGAUACGGCUAGAUGAAGAUGCCAUGUAUCGUCUUGAACAUGAUCCUCUCUUCCUUCAAUAUGCUUCCCCAAAUCCACCCAUCAUUCUCAACUAG
Molecule: messenger RNA, 1392 nt
Organism: Linum tenue
Lineage: Eukaryota; Viridiplantae; Streptophyta; Magnoliopsida; Malpighiales; Linaceae
Source: the annotation of a GenBank genome assembly